AUGAACGUUCUCGACGAUUUCGAGGAGUUCAUGACCGAAUUUGAUGCCGCAAUCGAUGCGCUUCAAAUUCCAAGUCGACUAGAGCAGUUAGAGGAGUUGAUUGUUGAAUUUACCACUCUGCGAAGAGAAUUUAACGAGACGGUAGACGAUGCCGAGGCAUUUGAAGUAAUGCAGAAAGAUCGCAAAGAAUUUAACAAACGGUCUCACGAGAUCAGGGCGUUUUGCUUGAGAAACAAUCCGCAGGCAGCGUCAGUCGGUAGUUGGAAUACGACGCACGCCCACACCACUAUCGGGGCAGGAGGUUCGAACUUGCGGUUACCGAAGGUCGAACUGCCGAGCUUCGAUGGUGAAGUCACAAAAUGGCUAACUUUCAAGGACAGAUGUUUGGCGAUGGUGCACGACGCAGCAGAGAUGCCUGAUGUGGUCAAACUUCAAUACCUAUUGGCUGCACUUAAAGACAAGGUCGCGCGGGACUUUGAAUACGUGCAAAUUACGGCGGAGAAUUAUCUAUCGACAUGGGAGGUGCUCGUUAAGAGAUACGAUAAUUCAAAGACCUUAAAGCGGGAGUACCCGAGAAACCAAAUUGAGAGCUUUUGA
Anopheles darlingi is the source of this 597-nucleotide messenger RNA. RefSeq lists its product as uncharacterized. NCBI's taxonomy places the organism in Eukaryota, Metazoa, Arthropoda, Insecta, Diptera, Culicidae. The record is from RefSeq and is a predicted model, not a curated record. The coding region runs from base 1 to 597 and encodes 198 amino acids. The transcript has a single exon.